CUCAUAAAGUCUGCUGCCAUUGGCUCACUUCAGUCACGUGUUCAUUUCGAAGAUGGCGUCUCCAAAUGGAGGUGAAGACUUUGAAACAUCUUUACUCAGUUUGGAAAAACUGGACAGAGCGUCACCAGACCUUUGGCCAGAGCAGUUGCCUGGAGUUGCCGAAUUUGCUGCAUCUUAUAAAAAUCCCAUCACAAAUUCACCCCCCAAGUGGAUGGCUGAGCUUGAGAGCGAGGACAUUGAAAUGUUAAAAGAGCUGGGCAGCUUGACAACAGCGAACCUAAUGGAGAAGGUCAAAGGUCUUCAGAACCUUGCUUACCAACUGGGCUUAGAAGAAUCCAGAGAAAUGACCAGAGGGAAGUUCCUGAACAUCUUGGAAAGGCCCAAGAAGUGAUUUUUUUUUUUUUUAGCAUUUUUUUUUUUACAACAUAUUUGACAUGUGUAA
This is a messenger RNA of Doryrhamphus excisus (bluestripe pipefish), 442 nucleotides long. NCBI's taxonomy places the organism in Eukaryota, Metazoa, Chordata, Actinopteri, Syngnathiformes, Syngnathidae. The record is from RefSeq and is a predicted model, not a curated record.